AUGCAGAUUCACAACCCCUUCGGCCCUCCUGUUCCGGUCCCUCCCCCUCCACUGCCUGCCGCGUCGUUGUACACGUCCCUCAUCCCCGGCCCCUUCAUCCUACUCCUUCUCCUUCCCUCGAUUCCGCUCUUGCUCUUCUCGAUCGGCGCCCGACCGCCAGAUACAUCCGCCCUGCCCUUCAGUAUGACCGAGGUCUUCACCACCGCAGCAUUCGUCAGUAUCGCGGGAGGCGUGGUGCUUGGACUGGUCGUCUGGCCCGAGAUGGGCAAGGAUUUUGGCGGAUGGCUCGGCGCGAGUAGCGGGGCUGUGGCGCAGGGACGCGGAACCGGCGGGAGGUCGGGAUGGUGGACGAUGAUACGGUCUGGGAUGGGUGGGAAGGCGCGCUCGGCAGGUCAGGGAUAUAUGGCGCAAUCCUCUUCCCAGGCGGGUCAGGCGCAGUAUCAGCAAGCUGUCGGAGUUGGGCGUAGGGUUGCUUCGGCAGCGAAGAUACCUAAGACGCAAGCUGGACGUGCCGCUGCAAGACUGUACGCUAUCCGAUCAAAGUUUAUUCAUCUUUACAGUCCUGCUCGAGUCCACACGCCCACCGCACUCGGCAUCAUCGUCCUCCUCCUCGCCGUCCUUGUCGUCGUCGCUGGUAACCUCAUCAGGGGGAUAUACGAGCUCGACGGGACGUCACCCCCGUCCUCAAGCCAAUCAAGAAGCGGCGGGAGCGGCAGACCCGAGACAGGGAGGGACGGCUCGGAACUCACCCCAUGGGUCAUGUCGGAAAUCAAGAAACGGCAGUCCGAGCUCAAGGCGGGCAAGACGCCGGACCAGACGCUCGCUCGGUUCAAGAAGGAGGCAGAGGGGGAGAAGAAGCAGAUGAGAGGGAAGUUGGAACAUCUGGGUGCGGUCAAGGGGAAGGAGUAUCAGGCGAAGAAGGAGAAGGAGCGGGCGGGAGAGUUGAAGAUGUUGCUGAAAAGAUUGGAGAAGCUGGGGUUGACGACGAUAGGCGUGGAGGGCGCGGAUGUCGUGAAUGCUAAGGUGCCGGGCAGUGAGAAGAAGAAGGCGACAGGCGGAGAGGAAGCGGGAGACGACAGUGGGAGCAAGGAGUCAGGCGAAUACGGAGACGGCGGAGCGGGAAGUGAGAAGAGGAAGUGGAUUUCGUGGUACAAGAGGAGCGGGGACAAGCCGGUCAAGGAGAAGGAGAGCGUACCCUUCAGCGAGAAGUUCAAGAAGGCGCUGAUCCCCGUUCCUCUGAGUUCGGUCACCGCCACCAGUGGCUUGACGAGGGAAUCAGCGAGGAGGGAUCGCGAGUUGCUCAUGGCGGGUGGGGGACCGCCGGUGCCAGCCAGAGGUCCAGGUUGGGAGGUGGCUGAUACCCCGGCGGCUGGAGCGGCUUUGGCGCAAAGUGCGAGCAAUGCGGAGUCUCUGGCAGCGAGGAUGAAGGCUGGGGGUUAG
Molecule: messenger RNA, 1440 nt
Organism: Dioszegia hungarica
Lineage: Eukaryota; Fungi; Basidiomycota; Tremellomycetes; Tremellales; Bulleribasidiaceae
Exons: 2
Coding region: 1-1440 (479 amino acids)
Source: RefSeq, a predicted model, not a curated record